Molecule: messenger RNA, 961 nt
Organism: Pelagomonas calceolata
Lineage: Eukaryota; Pelagophyceae; Pelagomonadales; Pelagomonadaceae
Source: the annotation of a GenBank genome assembly
AUGGAUUUUGACGGCGUUGAGGCGCCGCCGCCGUCCGACGGCCUCGAGCCCGAAGACAUCAAGUUCAUCCGGAGCCUCCGGACGUCGGCGACGGGGCCGUCGAGCGACGGAGAGGCCGGCGAGCGACUCGGAGGCAUCGCGCGGCGUCUGUCGUCGCGGACGGUGAAGAAGCUCGAGGUCGCCAGCGACGAGAUCGAGCUCCAACCAAGCGUCUGGGACUCGGCGCUCUUCCAGUUCGCGUCGGUCUCGGGCCGCGGCGCGUCCGUGUUCACGCUAGUGCUGCUGGUCGUCAUGCGGGUGCGGGUAUCCGUUGACGGACCAGGCCCUCACCGACAUAGAACAGGGGUGCUCGGUGGACACCACUGGCUUCUACCACGGUGCCUUACGCACAAUGCCGUGCACGGACGUCACGGCAGAGGGCGACGCGUACGACGCCGUCGCGCUCGACGUCAUGAAUAUGACGCGGUGGACCGCCUUCCAGCGCUACCUGGACCACAAGGCGCGCGACUCCGAGUCCAUGCCGGUCGACCUGCGGAGACAGGUAAAUGUCUACGUCGGCUACCUCAAGACGUACGGGUGCCGCUACCUCCGCGACCCUAGCGUCUGGCACGACCUCAACUCGACGGAGGACGCGUUCCGCGCCGACGCGAGGAACGGGUCGAAGGCCAUGCCGCCGUACCUGAGUGGUCGCAACCUGUGCGUGAGGGGGCGCGGCGGCCACAAGCCGUUGUCCCUUUUUUGUCCGCAAGCGUGCGGCUGUCACCGCGGCGACCGCGAUUGCUCGCUCCGAUGCCCGGAGCGCGAACCGGCGACGCCUACAUGCCCCGCGCACCAGGAGGCCAUAUGGGUGCGGGAAGGGCGUCGCCCGGGCCACUGCCCGCGCUUGCCUCGCUCGCAGCUCCUUGACGUGGGUGUGGACCACGGCGGUAUGAUGGGAGAGAUGCCCUAAGGAUCACACACA